Messenger RNA from Branchiostoma floridae (Florida lancelet), 2344 nucleotides. Its product is annotated as translation initiation factor IF-2, mitochondrial-like. The coding region runs from base 84 to 2288 and encodes 734 amino acids. The record is from RefSeq and is a predicted model, not a curated record. Gene Ontology annotation, molecular function: translation initiation factor activity; GTPase activity; GTP binding. Gene Ontology annotation, biological process: translational initiation. The transcript has 17 exons. NCBI's taxonomy places the organism in Eukaryota, Metazoa, Chordata, Leptocardii, Amphioxiformes, Branchiostomatidae.
AGUUCUUGAUGAACUUCAGAGGCUUCAAUGUUUUCCUGGGUAAUAAAGUGAAAAAUUGACAAGACCACAGGAAAGAAACCAGUAUGUCAGCAUUGUGUUCAACCCUCGUGCUGAGGACAGGACUAACGUUAUGUCUCAGAAGACGAGCUGCCACAACAAGAACAUUAUCUACGUGUUUCCAAGGGUUUCCAGGAGAUACAGUAGAAAACUCUGGUGCCAUCUUAAGAAAAUCACCUUGUAGUUGUAGCUCAUCACUAAGACUGCUUGGCUCAGGAUCUUACAGAAGUCAUUUUCCAAGAAUACACUGUUCCAGAGGAUAUGCUAAAAAGCAGGCUAGGACUGAGCGUGCGUCUGCUCGCCCAGCUGAUAAGAAGGUGCGUAAGCAGCAGGUGUCAACCAGAAGUCACAUGACAGUCAGGGAGCUGGCACAGGCCAUGGGCAAAACUGAAGAUCACAUCUACGAGUGUCUGUUGGACAGAGAUGACAUAGAUGACCUGGAGUCAAAAACAGUUCUUGAUGCAGUGACCAUCAGGGAGGUUGUGAAGAUAUCCGGGAUGGUGGCAGUACCGAUUAGGGAGCAUGAGGAAAAGAAAAAAGAAGUUAAAGAUGCAGUUAGAAGACCUCCACCGGACCCCUCAGCACUGGUCAGACGUCCCCCCGUGGUGACCAUCAUGGGGCACGUUGACCACGGCAAGACCACCCUACUGGACAGCCUGAGAAAGUCUCACAUAGCAGCUGGAGAGGCUGGAGGCAUCACACAACAUAUAGGGGCCUUUUCAGUUGAGCUUCCCACGGGCGAGAGAAUCACAUUCCUGGACACCCCCGGCCACGCUGCGUUCUCAGCGCUCAGAGCACGCGGCGCUCUUGUGACAGACAUCGUGGUACUGGUGGUUGCUGCUGACGACGGAGUGAUGGAACAAACUCUGGAGUCAAUAAAACAUGCCAAGGCUGCCAACGUUCCUAUCAUUGUAGCCAUCAACAAGUGUGACAAGAAGAAUGCUGACCCUGAGGUUGUGAUGAGAGAGUUGCUGAGCCAUGGGAUGGAGCUGGAGGAGUUUGGUGGUGACAUACAAUCGGUCAAGAUUUCUGCUCUUAAGGGGCAAGGCUUGACGGAACUGGCUGAGGCCAUAGUGACCCAAGCAGAGGUCAUGGAGGUCAAAGGUGACAACAAAGGCCCUGUAGAGGCUACGGUCAUCGAAUCUCGAACUGACAAGGGCAGAGGGUCCGUAGCGACUGUUGUGAUCCAGAGAGGAACCUUGCGGAGGGGCUGCUAUCUGGUGGCUGGUACAGCCUGGGCUAAGGUGCGAGCCAUGUUUGGUGAGACAGGUCAGCAGGUGAGGGAAGCCCCGCCCAGCACACCUGUGGAGGUCAUGGGGUGGAAGGACCUCCCUUCAGCAGGGGACCUCAUACUUGAGGUGGAAACAGAGUCCCGAGCUCAUGAGGUUGUUGGCUGGAGACUGGAGCAGAAGAAGGAACAGAAGCUAGCAGAAGACCAGGUGGAGAUCGACAGGAAGGCAAAGGAACAUCUGGAGCACUACCAGGCUGUACGGGAGGCCACCAAGGACUUGAGGAGAUGGCAGCAGAAGAAGGCAAAGUACGAGGAGUUCAAGCCCACACCUGGCAGUGAGAAGGCCAAGAGUACUGAACCUGAACUUAACAUUGUCAUCAGAGGAGAUGUGUUUGGCUCCAUAGAGGCCAUCAUGGACACACUAGCCUCCUACGACUGUGAGGAAGACUGCAAGUUGAAGGUCAUCCACUCCGACGUCGGAGCCAUCACAGAGUCUGAUGUAGAGAUGGCUGCUGCCUUUGAUGGUGUGGUGUAUGGCUUCAACACCAAGGUGCCUAAGGAUGUUGCUAAGCUUGCUGAACAGAAAAAUGUUCCCAUCAAGAUGCACAAGAUCAUCUACAGACUGUUUGAAGACUUAAAGGAUGAACUGUCUGCCAAACUACCCAUGAAGGAGGAACUGGACAUAAAAGGUUCAGCCAACGUACUGCAGGUGUUUGAGGUGACGGUAGGAAAGAAGAAGGUUCCAGUGGCAGGGUGCAGGGUGACUCAGGGGGAGAUGGACAAGAGGAGAGACGCACUGCUGGUCAGGAAUGGGGAGGUCAUAUUCAGAGGAUCCGUCUCAUCACUGAAGCACCUGAAGGAUGAUGUUUGGACAGUACGACAGGAGAUGGAGUGUGGGAUAGCUCUACACAAGUGUCCGGACAUCAGGCAUGGAGACGUCAUACAGAGCUUUGAAGUCAACGAGGUUCCUCAGACAGUAGACUGGAACCCAGGCUUUUAGGCUAGGGGAUGUUACUGAAAAAUCUGCUAUCAGGAAAACUAAUAUUAUGCAAAAAA